This is a messenger RNA of Acyrthosiphon pisum (pea aphid), 862 nucleotides long. It is a transcript of the gene PDCD-5, whose product is annotated as programmed cell death 5. Lineage: Eukaryota; Metazoa; Arthropoda; Insecta; Hemiptera; Aphididae. Gene Ontology annotation, cellular component: nucleus; cytosol. The transcript is spliced from 4 exons. The record is from RefSeq and is marked provisional. Bases 265 to 669 code for a protein of 134 amino acids. Gene Ontology annotation, molecular function: DNA binding.
UUUUGAUUCCGACGUCUUUCAAACCUCGAAAUUCGACCUGUACCCAUUCACAGUUCAGACGCAUAAUUUUCGUUGCGUUAAAGCUUUUUGCCGACCACAACUAACGUGCAAAUGCUUAUUCACAAAUUAGACACAUUUCUUUAUUUCCCGUCAAAUCGACUGAACACGAAAAGGUAAAAUUUGAAGCCUACUGCUUUAAGUAUUCAAUCGAACUCGAUUGCUGCUGUUGGACGUUCAUCUGUCAUCAGACACCCAACAGUCAAGAUGGACGAUUCUGAACUGGAAAGCCUACGCUCAAAGAGGAUGGCCCAGAUGCAGUCGGAACUCGGUGGAUCUCAAGGCGAUAAUCCUGAGAAGCAAAAACAAGCAGAGCAACAACGUCAGGCGGUUGAAGACAUGAAACACUCAAUACUCACCCAAGUAUUAAACCAAGCUGCACGAGCAAGACUGAACACUUUGAUGAUUGGUAAACCGGAAAAAGGACGUAUGGUGGAAAACAUGUUACUUAGGAUGGCACAAUCUGGACAGAUUGUUAAUAAAUUGGGAGAAGAUGAACUGAUCGGUUUGUUAGAACAAGUCAACAGUCAAAUGCAGUCACAAGAACGCAAAACUACAGUCAAGUUUGAUCGAAGGAGAGCUGCUCUUGAUGAUUCUGAUUCUGAUUACUAAUAUUAAAAUGAACUUGAAAACAUUACUUUAUAUAUAUAAUUUUGUACUAACGCGUAAGUAUCUAUUAUGAAUUUAAUGAGAUUUUAACAAACAUUAUUUUAUUGUCCAAAAAAAUAAUAAUAAUAUAUAAAUUAAGCUUUGUUAUUUGCUUAAGAAAAAAAUAUUAAUAAAUAAAACUAUAUUUUUGGCCUUA